AUGACCACAGAGCUUAACAGUUUUCGGGUGCGUAAGUCAGAAGGCGUUGAAGGUGAAGAAGAAGAUCCAGCCCUAACAGAGCUCGUGUUCAAGAAACUUCGACAAACGUUCCUCUGUCCAAUAUGUCACCGGCCGCUUCAAGAAAAUCCCACCGCUUUGGACGUUUGUGGUCAUGUAUUUUGUCACAGUUGCAUCGUCAAUGCGAUUGAAAAAAGUUGCCCUUCUGUGAAAGAUCCUUGGGAAGAAGACGAGAGGCAACUUACCGAAAACAGUCAUGGGGACCAAUGGAGCAGUCCACAAAAAAGAAAUAGUAGAGGGAGGGGAAAUAUCAACGACGUCCGAACGUCCCCAGUGGCGAAGUCCGGAAGAGGGCGUAGCACGAAACGCCUCAGACUAGGUCAGUCGUGCCCCAUUUGCUCCGUUCCUGCUCAGAUUUCAGAUUUGAUUAGUGUUUCAUUGGUGAGCAAUCUAGUUUCAGAUAUUAUGAAACAUCCAUUGCUGUCCGCUGCACUAGUUAGUCCUAAAAGUAAUGAUGAUAACGAUCUGGUGAAGGCUGGACACAUCGAAGAGGAAGAAGCGUUGGCACCUUCUGCAGAGGUUUCCCAGGUAUUAUCAACACUAAGUGGGGUGUCUCUGACAGGGAACGCUGGCGUCCAGACAGUGACACUGCAAUCUAACAAUGCACCCCCCGUUGCUGAGGAGGCAACUGGUGAACCUGAGAAAAAAUCUGAACAUGGAACCCACAGGCAGGCGAUUGGUUCGCUGCCGUACUCGCCAUCCGCAACUCCUAUGGGCACAUCACCUCUGUCGGUCACUAGCCACGUUUCUGUAAAUACGACCAAUCCGCAUAGCACUGUCACGUUGUCUGACCACAACUUCCCCGUGUCAGUCCGCUCGCGUAGCGGCUCUCCAGAAGUUGUAGGUGGUGUACAUCAGACGAUGCCAGAACCCCACGGAAGGUCGAAAACGAGAGGGGUUGGUUGUUCCUCUCCGUCGGAAGUGUGUCGACCCCUAACUUCAAACGGGGAUGCAGAAAAUUCGGAUGUUUUACGAAAUUUUGAAGAGUUAAGUAGCUCUUGCUCCGAGUCGGGCUCUAGUCAAGAUUUACAGCGGCAUAGUGAACCAUGUCAUCGUACAAAUGCCGUUGGUAGUGGAACUGCGGGAGGAGAUGCCUUAACAGCUGUUGCGACGGCAGUGCCUACCAGUGUUCAGUCGAGUGCAUCAACAAGGCACUUUUCCCAGAAACCUCAAGAAGACGUGGGUGUUAUUGAUAACGUGGGGGGAGAUGCCUUAACACCUGUUGCGACGGCAGUGUCUACCAGUGUUCAGUCGAAUACGUUACCAAAGGAUGCACCAACUGUGCGUGAAGUGGGUGAAGGGGAUGGGAAGGACAGCAGUAGCGACAGCAGCUUGAGCAGUAGCGACAGCAGCAGUUUCUUUGGUGAAAGUUUCAACUUUCGAGUACAUGCCCAGCGCUCAGAGAUUCCCACUGAAUCGGCACUCAUUUUUGAGACAAAGGGCAGAGCGAAUACCCACGAGAACCAAGUACAUAACGGCGGGGUUGCCGUGACGCAGAAUCUAUCGUCAUGUGAUCCUGAUAUAUGUUCUGGAAGGGAGUUAUUAAAUCACGGGAAAAAUAUUGCGGGAGGUUCGGGAGCUCGUGAACGCAGUACCUCUACGAUCUCGACAUCGCAGUUAUCAGAGCAUAAAGAUGAUGUGUUUAGGUUGCCGCACACCUUUUCGGUGGAUGCUUCCGUAGAAAAUUCAACCAAAACUGGCGAAGUCCUCGUUUCAGCGGCGCAGAUGUUUGGCGCCAGAGUCCUUGAUGAACGUAUGGGUAGUGUUGACAGCCGUUUACGUAUCUAUGACCCCAAACCACAGAAAGUGAUACGACAUGUCUUUCGUCUCCCCAGUUGUCAGGGGUCUGGAACUCCUGCAGAAAGUCAAUUGUACUGGAAGGAGAGACAUUACGCCGCUGCAUCAAUUACUUGCUCGUACUGUCUUAUUAUGCCCACGGAAGGAAGACUUGCCUCUAUUAGUGACGACGGAAGUUGUAUUAGUGACUGCGGUGGCGUGCCUUCCGCGAGAGAUAGUAACCUAACGUCUAUGACACCAACUACAGCUUGUGCGCUCGUGAGCGGUGCACUGGUAACCGACUUUAGGUGGAUUGUCGAAAGUGUGGCAGCGCGGUGCUUGCUUCCUGCCCUUCAAUAUUCGAAAAGACCAUCAUGGUCUCGCCAUGAGUCCGUUUCAACAUGUGGGGGUAGUGGGGCGUCUGUCGACAACCAAACUCCGGGAAGGUGGGCGGCUGAAGGACAUGCCUUUAUGUUGCUGCCAGAUAGUGUCCUUCAACUUCUCUUACAGCAACAAACGAGUGGAAGUAUCAGCAUGCGUGGAUCAUCUCGAGAGUUAUCGGCUACAGUAACAGGAGGCUAUGAUUUCUGCAGCUGGCGCCGUCUGAUUCUUCUCAGUGGUGGGGUACUUCUAAGGUUUCCGGAGGAGUGUGUGCGUCAGCUAUUGCUGGAUGCCAUGUCCAUGAGCUAUAACGACGUUAUGAUAGGAAGAAAUGGCUGUGAUCACGACGAAAGAGUGACAGCAGUGCAGAACGCGAUGCAUAUGGCGAAUGGUGCUGGGCGUAGUGUUUUUAACGUUGAGUGCUGCCCUGAGAGGUGUACCGCGAGUACGUUUUUAAUACGAAACGUUAUAAUUUUGCGCGACUCCGUGUCCACUGGAAAAGAUGCACCGUGCUCGGGUAGCCAACUACUGUUCAAGCGUCGCCUCGAGAGAAUUCUACAGUCAUUUAGCGUAUUACUUUCCCUUGUACAGUCGAGGGAGGUAACCCCGGUCCGUGAUGUGAGCCCUUCGCAAGUUUUUGUAGGGUCGAAACCAUUUGUAACGUUUGGUGACGUUACCGAAAGGUAUUCCGCACCACAUGUAAUGCUGCGGUCAACAAAGUGGCUGCUCCGAACUUUUUCUGGAAGACUUCAGGAUAGUUCAUGUGAAUCUUGUGUAGGCUCUGAUCAGUGA
Molecule: messenger RNA, 3027 nt
Organism: Trypanosoma brucei brucei TREU927
Lineage: Eukaryota; Euglenozoa; Kinetoplastea; Trypanosomatida; Trypanosomatidae
Exons: 1
Coding region: 1-3027 (1008 amino acids)
Biological process (GO): protein monoubiquitination; protein import into peroxisome matrix
Cellular component (GO): peroxisomal membrane; peroxisomal importomer complex
Molecular function (GO): ubiquitin-protein transferase activity; protein binding; zinc ion binding
Source: RefSeq, a predicted model, not a curated record